Messenger RNA from Delphinapterus leucas (beluga whale), 2792 nucleotides. RefSeq names its product transcription factor 7 like 1 (gene TCF7L1). Gene Ontology annotation, cellular component: chromatin; beta-catenin-TCF complex. Gene Ontology annotation, molecular function: DNA-binding transcription factor activity, RNA polymerase II-specific; RNA polymerase II cis-regulatory region sequence-specific DNA binding. Gene Ontology annotation, biological process: regulation of transcription by RNA polymerase II; canonical Wnt signaling pathway. The record is from RefSeq and is a predicted model, not a curated record. Lineage: Eukaryota; Metazoa; Chordata; Mammalia; Artiodactyla; Monodontidae.
CCGCGGCCCCACCAUGCCCCAGCUCGGCGGCGGCGGCGGCGGGGGAGGCGCCGGCGGCGGCGGCUCGGGCGCCGGGGCGGCCGGCGGAGGGGACGACCUCGGGGCCAACGACGAGCUGAUCCCCUUCCAGGACGAGGGGGGCGAGGAGCAGGAGCCGAGCAGCGACAGCGUCUCGGCGCAGCGGGACCUGGACGAAGUCAAGUCGUCCCUGGUCAACGAGUCGGAGAACCAGAGCAGCAGCUCGGACUCGGAGGCGGAGAGGCGUCCGCAGCCCGCCCGGGACGCUUUCCAGAAGCCGCGGGACUAUUUCGCCGAAGUGAGAAGGCCCCAGGACGGCGCGUUCUUUAAGGGUCCCCCCUACCCUGGGUACCCGUUCCUGAUGAUACCGGACCUGAGCAGCCCGUACCUCCCCAACGGACCCCUGUCUCCGGGAGGAGCGCGCACGUACCUGCAGAUGAAAUGGCCCCUCCUCGAUGUCCCCGCCAGCGCCACGGUCAAGGAUACCAGGUCACCGUCCCCAGCACACUUGCAUCUAUGCAGGAAGGAAAAGACCAGUGUCAAAGGAACAAAAAUAAAGUCUAAUAAAGUUCCUGUUGUUCAACACCCGCACCACAUGCACCCGUUGACGCCCCUCAUCACCUACAGCAACGACCACUUCUCCCCUGGCUCCCCUCCCACACACCUCUCCCCAGAGAUCGAUCCAAAGACAGGAAUCCCCCGGCCCCCUCACCCAUCUGAGCUGUCUCCGUAUUACCCACUGUCUCCCGGAGCUGUCGGGCAAAUCCCCCAUCCCCUCGGCUGGCUCGUCCCACAGCAAGGACAGCCCAUGUACUCCCUUCCUCCCGGCGGCUUCCGGCACCCCUACCCUGCGCUCGCCAUGAAUGCCUCAAUGUCCAGCCUGGUUUCCAGUCGGUUCUCCCCUCACAUGGUGGCUCCGGCCCAUCCUGGUCUGCCCACCUCAGGGAUCCCCCACCCCGCUAUCGUCUCCCCCAUCGUCAAGCAGGAACCGGCGCCCCCCAGCCUGAGCCCGGCCGUGAUCGCGAAAUCACCCGUCACAGUGAAAAAAGAGGAAGAAAAGAAACCCCACGUGAAGAAGCCUCUUAAUGCCUUCAUGUUAUAUAUGAAGGAGAUGAGGGCCAAGGUGGUGGCCGAGUGCACCCUGAAGGAAAGUGCAGCCAUUAACCAGAUCCUGGGGAGAAAGUGGCACAACCUGUCCCGAGAAGAGCAGGCCAAGUACUACGAACUGGCCCGGAAGGAGCGGCAGCUUCACUCACAGCUCUACCCGACCUGGUCAGCCCGAGACAACUACGGUAAGAAAAAGAAGAGGAAGCGAGAAAAGCAGCUGUCCCAGACCCAGUCCCAGCAGCAAGUCCAGGAGGCAGACGGUGCUCUGGCCUCCAAAAGCAAGAAGCCAUGUGUCCAGUACCUGCCCCCUGAGAAGCCCUGUGACAGUCCUGCCUCCUCCCAUGGCAGCAUGCUGGACUCGCCGGCCACACCCUCCACGGCCUUGGCCUCCCCGGCUGCCCCGGCCGCCACCCACUCAGAGCAAGCCCAGCCCCUCUCCCUCACCACCAAGCCAGAGACCCGGGCCCAGCUGGCUCUCCACUCGGCUACCUUCCUGUCAGCGAAGGCUGCCGCCACCUCCUCUGGCCAGAUGUGCAGCCAGCCCCCCAUCCUGUCCCGGCCCCUCCCCCUUGGGUCCGUGCCCACAGCUCUGCUGACGUCCCCCCCUUCCUUCCCAGCCACGCUCCAUGCCCACCAGGCCCUCCCCGUGCUCCAGGCCCAGCCUCUUUCCUUGGUCACCAAGUCUGCCCACUAAGCUGCCCACUGACCUAUGCAGGCUGUCAUGUGACUCAUCGAGUAGUAAUGAUGCAGAAGAAGAAGAAGAAAAAAAAAAGGAAACUUUAUUGGUCAAUAUUUGACCACUCUGGACUGUUCUGUAAAGUGACUGGUAACAGCAGCGCUUUACAUUUUGUAGAUGUAACCAGUAGCUGAUCUUAAGGCUUUUUUAAAAAACAAAACAAAACAAAACAAAAAUCUUUAAAAAACAAGAACUGAAAAGUAGUGUGUUAUUCUUCCUGUAUGUGCAGCGGUGGAUGGACCUGGGCAGAAGGCACCUCUGUCUCUACCUCCUGGACUCUCUGCCCUCCUGCCUCUUCCCAUCACCCCCCGCGUCCCGGCUUCCCCCACCCAGCCUGCAUGUUGGCCGUUGCUGCCAUUUCUAGCCCGCAGCCUCUUCAUCUACAUCCCAUUCCUGGACAUUCCCUUUUACCUGGCCCACAUUUUUCUCCCUUGCUCAGCUCCGUGGGUUCUGCCUUCACCUUCGUCCUCUGCCCAGUGUAAGGCUGUCACCAUGUGAGAAGACACCUCGGCCUCGUUUGUCUCCGCCAGCAUCCCUUUUCCCUCAGUGGCCCUAAUGCCCCAGUCUCCAGCUUUUGGUGGGGGAACAGGUCCUCUGCAGUGGUUCUUCCCCGCAUUUAAAGGGAUUCAAGGUGCCUGCCACUUCCUCAGUGAAGAAGCCUGUGUACCACCCCCUUACCAGUCGAGAUGUCCCCUCACAGCCCCAGAGUGGCAGACAGGACCUGGCUCCGAGGUCUGGCUCCUGUCACCCAGGUCCGUGCUAGCGCAAUCUGCCAAAGCUCUGAAGACCCUCCUCCCUCCCCCAUCACCUCACAUGCUUCUUCUGUGUGUAUUUCUUUUCAUUUUUAUGGGGUUUUUUGGAGCAAUUUAAACUCCCAGUUGUUUAUUUUCACAAAAGAGAAUAAAAUUGCAGUUGCAAGACCUUUUCUGAG